AUGGCAUCAGCACGUUCUACAGCGCAGCAGGCUCGUCUCAACCGUGCGAAGCGGUUUGCAAAAUGCGGGGAUUGGUCGCGGUCACUGGCAGCACUGGAAGCUGGCGAGCUAGCUCCUCCAUCAUCAGAAACAGUUGUUGCCCUCAGCUCCAAGCACCCACCUGCUGCAGCAGAGAUUCCUGACUGGGUACACACCUUUACUCCUGCAGCCGCACCACAACUUACCGUCCCUGUUCUCCAUGCCGCUCUACAGUCCGCCCCCCGUGGCACAGCUGCUGGACCUUCUGAGUGGUUCAUUGAGUACCUCAGGGACACGUUUCUUUCUCAACAGCAGCAUCUCCCUUCUCUCCUCCACGUAUUCCAGAACUGGCUGCAGGGUGACCUUCCACCCGCAGUCAGGCCUUUCUACACCGCUUCGAACCUCGUGGCCCUGCAGAAACCGCAUGGUGGUGUACGUCCCAUCGCCAUUGGGGAAGUGCUACCACGCCUCCUUUCACGCUGCAUCACUCUCCUUUUUAAGCAGCAGAUGCGGGAGACAUUCCUUCCCCACCUUCAAUUUGGCGUAGGAGUUCCGGCCUGGAUCGAGAUUAUGUCGCACGCAGUGUGCUCCGCCUUCUCCCUUCAUCCUGACUGGGUGGUGCUUCACCUGGACGUUGCAAACGCGUUCAACUCGUUCAACCGGGUUUCCAUGUUUGAGGCAUUAAGGCGCUCCCCAUUCUCCAGUCUCAUUCCCUUCUUCCGCCUAUUCUACUCCACCCCUUCACCUCUCCACUACCGCAGCGGCCCCCUUCUCCACACAUUCCAGUCCGGGGUAGAAGUUCAACAGAAGCAGGAUAUCGUAUUUGACAUGCGGGAUUUUAGCACCACGAGCUUGCGCUCCUCUUGUCUGCCCGCCUCCUGUCCCUUCCCUCUCUCGUCCCUCUUCUGCCUGUCCCUCCCCUCCUCGCUUCUCUCACCUAUUCCCUCUCCGUGCCUACCCUCCUCUUCCUCCCCUUCCUCACCUUCCGCUCCCUCCCCUUCCUCUCCCUCCCUCCUCUCCCUCACCUCACCCUCUUCUCCCUCCUCUCCCUCACCCCCCUCUCCCUUCUCACCCUCCCAUACUCACCCUCCUCUCUCUCACCCUCCACUACCUCCUCGCCCUCCUUACAUUCCUUACCCUCCUCUCCCUCCUGAGUUUUAG
Closterium sp. NIES-65 is the source of this 1179-nucleotide messenger RNA. The record is from the annotation of a GenBank genome assembly. NCBI's taxonomy places the organism in Eukaryota, Viridiplantae, Streptophyta, Zygnematophyceae, Desmidiales, Closteriaceae.